UUACGCAUGCGUAUCAUACGUUUGUCCUUCUACAAGGCGAGGUUGUUGGUGUGGAGAAUGAUCACAUCGUACCGUGGAUACGCACAUUGGCUAAUCGAAAAGAUAACUUGCUUGCUAGAAUAUUCUCCGGUCAAAACACGUCUUCAUGGAGGAAUCUGAGCAGCUCUUUUCUGGAGUGGCCAUAACAGGCAUGCUGGACGUGGACCCUACGGGAACAUUUGGCGCCUUAGGCAUGGAUGCCAUUGGGCACAGCUUCCUGUCAGAUUCCCUCAUCUCUGCCCAGGACCCAGUUCUGAUCCAGGGCUCUGAUGCCGCUUCCAGUCCCCUGCCUGAAACCGUUGAGGCAUUGUUGGGCCAAGGGCGGGACCAGGUCCGGCAGUCAGAACAACAUGACCGGGUGCAGCAGUUGGAUUCCCUGGUUCAAGAUCCUGUGGUGCAUCUGCAGCCUUUGGAACAGGACCUUCUAGAACAGUCUGAGACCUUCAAACAGCAUCUGUUACAAUUCUCAGAACCCUUGGAACAAGAUCAGGUGUACCAUUCAGAACCAAUACAAAAAGACCUUGUGGAAUUUCCUGACCCAAUAGAACAGGAGACUGAGAUGUGCCCCUCUGAGCCAUUACAGCAGGACCAGGAUGAUUCAGUGGAGUUUGCAGACCCAUUAGAACAGGAUGAAAUGUACCAAUCAGAACCAAUCCAAAAAGACCAUGUGGACUUUCCAUACCAAAUAGAACAGAACGGUGACAUGGGCCACUAUGAGCCAUUACAGGAGGACCAGGUGGAACCCUUCCCAAAAGAUCAAAUGGAAGACCUGGUGGGCCUUCCAGAACCUUUAAGCCAUGAUCAGGUGUACCAUUCAGAGCCAUUACAACAGGACCAGGAGGAGCAGCUGGAACCCUUACCAAAAGACCAGGGGGGCCUUUCAGAACCUUUAAGGCAGGGUCAGGUGUACCAUUCAGACCCAUUACAGCAGGAUCAGUUGGAGCAAUCAGAACACAUCGAAAAGGAUCCAGAGGAGUGCUUGGACAUGUCGGAACAAGUUUCAGCCCAACUAGUAGAUUCUCCGGGGCCUGGAAGCCCAACCAACAUGGAGCUAGAGGACGCAUCAAAGGAUGGCGUAGAGGAGGAUCCUGCCACUGUCUUGGAGGCCCCCUUCCCUGCAGAGUUUGACCAGGAGGAGCAGCUGGAACCCUUACCAAAGGACCAGGGGGGCCUUUCAGAACCUUUAAGGCAGGUUCAGGUGUACCAUUCAGAUCCAUUACAGCAGGAUCAGUUGGAGCAAACGGAACACAUCGAAAAGGAUCCAGAGGAGUGCUUGGAAACAUCGGUACAAGUUUCAGCACAACUAGUAGAUUCUCCGGGGCCUGGAAGCCCAACCAACAUGGAGCUGGAGGACACAUCAAAGGAUGGCGUGGAGGAGGAUCCUGCCCCUGUCUUGGAGGCCCCCUUCCCUCCAGAGUUUGAGAAAUACUACAAAGUGGUGGAGGAAAACCCAGAGGACUUCACAGCAUGGACGUACCUGCUGCAGUAUGUGGAGCAAGAGAAUCACAUAGGGGCUGCCCAGAAAGCCUUCAACGCCUUCUUCGCCCGAUACCCUUACUGCUAUGGAUACUGGAAGAAGUAUGCAGACAUGGAGAAGAGGCUGGACAGCACUCAGAUGGCUGAUGAGGUGUACCGGUGUGGGCUGCAGGCCAUUCCCCUCAGCGUGGACUUGUGGCUCCAUUUCAUCAGCUUCCUACGGGAGACUGCAGACCCCGGCGACAGCAGCACCGAGAGUCGCAUUCGAGCGGCGUACGAGCACGCGGUCCUGGCGGCCGGCACGGACUUCCGCUCUGACCGGCUCUGGGAGUCCUACAUUAACUGGGAGGCGGAGCUGGGGAACCUGGCCCUUGUCACCGCCAUCUACGACCGCAUCCUGGGCAUCCCCACCCAGCUCUACAGCCACCACUUCCAGAGGUUCAGGGAGCACGUGCAGAACAACCUGCCUAAGCAAUUCCUUUCUGAGGAGGAGUUCCUCCAGCUGCGGGCUGAGUUGGCCAAUGCAGGUGGGCUCAGUGGGGAGGAGGCCACGCCCACUGACGACCUGCCAUCUGGCACAGAGGAUCUUGCAGACCCAGCCAAGCGUGUGACUGAGAUUGAGAACAUGCGGCACAGGGUCAUAGAGGCACGCCAGGAAGUGUUCAAUCACAACGAGCACGAGGUCAGCAAGCGCUGGACCUUUGAAGAAGGGAUAAAACGGCCUUACUUCCACGUGAAGGCCCUGGAGAAGACCCAGUUGAGCAACUGGAAGGAGUACCUGGACUUUGAGAUUGAGAAUGGGACCCCGGAGAGGGUGGUGGUGCUGUUUGAGCGAUGCCUGAUUGCCUGUGCCCUCUACGAGGAGUUCUGGAUCAAGUAUGCAAAGUACUUGGAAAACUACAGCAUUGAGGGUGUGAGACAUGUGUACAAGAAGGCCUGUACGAUUCACCUGCCGAAGAAGCCAACCCUUCACCUGCUGUGGGCCGGGUUCGAGGAGCAACAGGGGAACAUCGAAGAGGCCCGUGGGAUCCUCAAGGGCCUAGAAGAGGCAGUUCCAGGCCUGGCCAUGGUGCGGCUGCGCCGGGUCAGCCUGGAACGUCGACAUGGCAACAUGGAGGAGGCGGAGUCCCUGCUGCAGGACGCCAUCAGGAACGGGAAGAACGUGGGCGAGUUGUCGUUCUACUCAAUCAAGCUGGCUCGCCAGCUGCUCAAGGUGCAGCGGAGCUUGGAGAAGGCUAAGAAAGUGCUACUGGAGGCCAUCGAGAAGGACAAGAUGAGCCCCAAGCUCUACCUGAACCUGCUGGAGCUGGAGUACAGCGGUGAUGUGAAACAGAAUGAAAAGCAGAUCCUGUCCUGCUUUGACCGGGCCCUUAACAGCCCCCUGCCACUCGAGUCUCGCCUCGCCUUCUCACAGCGCAAAGUCGAGUUUCUCGAAGACUUUGGCUCCGAUAUCAACACGCUGGUGUCUGCCUAUGAAGAACAUCAGAAGAUUUCAGAGGCGCACGAAUCCACAAAGCGGAAGGCUGAAAAUGGCAGUUCGCAAGAGCCAGAGCAGAAGAAGGCGCGCACAGAGGACCCCUCCAUGGCCACAGGUCAAAUGAUGCCGGAUAUGCAGCCCAACCACUCUGCAUACAACUACAACUACAACUGGUACCAGCAAUACAACUACCAGAAUCCAUGGGGCUAUGGACAGUACUACCCUCCUCCCCCUACGUGAUGCUGGUCUCUCUCCUGAUGAUCCGUCUGCUUUUUAACCUUCAAGGAAGCCCUUGGGCCCUCCCAAGAUUUUCUUUUCUCUUCAUUAGGUCUCAGUCCCUGCAAGGAAGCUGGUCGCUAAUGAUUUAUGGCCAUGUGUGCUAUAAAUGUAUGAAUAUAUAUAUAUUUUUCCUCUCCCCCAUCCAUUAUACCUUUACAAAGAGCUAAAUUGUGUCAUUUAAUUUGGUUGUAAUGGUCUGGGAAUUUGUGUUUAGCACAGGUUUAUAUUUGUGUGGGUCCAGAACUUAUCUUAUUUUUAAGCUGGUUUUGUUUUCUCCUGGCUUUCCUUAAUGUGAGCUAAAGAUCCCAGAGUAUUUUUCCCCUCUAUGAAUGGAUGAAAUGAAGAUAAUACUUUCGUUUUCACUUUAAUUUCAUAAUAAAUGGAUAAUGAAUAUA
Messenger RNA from Anguilla anguilla (European eel), 3666 nucleotides. RefSeq names its product pre-mRNA-processing factor 39-like. Gene Ontology annotation, biological process: RNA processing; mRNA 5'-splice site recognition. The record is from RefSeq and is a predicted model, not a curated record. Bases 146 to 3232 code for a protein of 1028 amino acids. Gene Ontology annotation, molecular function: protein binding. Gene Ontology annotation, cellular component: U2-type prespliceosome; commitment complex; U1 snRNP. The transcript is spliced from 14 exons. NCBI's taxonomy places the organism in Eukaryota, Metazoa, Chordata, Actinopteri, Anguilliformes, Anguillidae.